This is a messenger RNA of Rotaria socialis, 4692 nucleotides long. The record is from the annotation of a GenBank genome assembly. Lineage: Eukaryota; Metazoa; Rotifera; Eurotatoria; Philodinida; Philodinidae.
AUGAUCUUACUUUUAGUUGCGUUCAUCUCAUUAUUUGCGACAGCAAAAUUUCAAUAUUAUCUGUAUCGCUUAGACUCGAAUCAUGAUUGUUUAUAUUACAGGGUACUUAAUCAAGACAUGUUUUAUGUGGAUAACGAAAAACUCGCGGAAAGUCCUUAUCAACUGAUUCGCUAUUGUGGGUUUCCAAUAAAGAUAGAAGGAAGUAUUUUAUUCAGUUAUUCUUUCAAAGAUUUAGAAAAACUAAAUAUUACUACGCACGACUUACUUCUUUGGUUUGCUCCGAUCGAUUUGGUCGAAGACUAUCAAGCAUAUCUUUAUUUUCCGUCAUCAAUCGUCGCGUCGAAAACGUUCAACAACUGCAGUUCACUUUGGUUUGGAGACCAGUGUCAAUACACGUUCGAUUCUAAUGAACCGUUCAGUACGAUCGUGUUUAAAACGUUUCAUGCCAAGGAGAAUGUUAGCAAAGACAUUCCUCUACAAAGUAUUACAAAUCUAACAUGUUAUAUUCAUCUUGAAUGUAAUCGUGGAGGAUCACCACUUUGUCUCGAUUGGCGAGAAAUAUGUGACGGACGUAUUGACUGCUUGAACGAUGCUGCCGACGAAAAGAGCUGCUUCGAAUUGGAAAUAAACGAAUGCAAUGACGAUGAAUAUCGGUGUCAUAAUGGUCUGUGCAUACCAAGGCAAUUCGUCAACGACAGCUUUCAGAAUCCAGAUUGUUUGGAUGGAACAGACGAGUACGAUAGUGAGAACUAUAAAUUUCAUCGGCAGGUUGGCUUUUUAAAUUGCUUCACAGAACCAGCAUUCCACUGUGAAGAAUCAGACUACUAUUUUGGUCAUCGAGGUUUUGUCUGUGGGGACGGACAACAUAUUAGGAUGUUAAUGCCACCACCCCUUGAAUUUCUCAAUAUUGAACAGGCAUUACAAUGUGCGAACGGCCGUGAUUCUAUCAUGAUGCUUUCGAGCGCUCGCUUGCGGCCUAAUUCUACCAAUUUCACAUCGCAAUGUCAAACAGCGGUCACUCUCUUGACAAUGGGAAAGUACAACGUUGAUUUCGUUAAACUUAUGUGCUAUGGUCAAAAACUACCUUGUCGUAUUCCAGUCGGUAAUUUAUGCAAUCAAGCAAGUUAUAUGCUGCUUCCAAUGUUAUUUGUCACUCAAUAUUACGCACAAUUCGGCUAUUGGAUGAACAAAUCAUUUAUUUAUCAAACCUUCGAAAGUUUUCCUACACCAGAUUUUGUCUGCUACGAUGCACAAUUAUGUUCCAUAGGUGUCCCAAAUCUUUCAAUCGAGAAUAGGACCUGUACAGAUCUGAGUGAAGUUUCUAUAUUUGAUAUUCAUCAAUUUAUCGGCGUUUUUCAUACUUGCCUACUGUAUAAUGGAGUGCUAAACAGUGACGAUUGCUCUGAUCAAUCAUUAUUUCACUGCUCUGGUACUCUCAAAUGUAUUUCUAAACAUAGGCUGGUUGAUGGAAUCAUAGAUUGUCCAGACGGGAGUGAUGAAACCUAUGAGCUAUCGUGUGAUUUGAACGAUCCAUUUCGUUUUAAAUGUAUUUCAGAGAAUAAAUGUAUUUCUCCUGUACUAGUACGAAAUAUAAUAGUGGACUGUGUUGGAGGUGAAGAUGAACGUAAUACUUAUACGUAUAAAAUACCAUUUCAGGAUCUUUGCGAUGGCUAUACGCAUUCUCCAUCUAUGGUCAUUGAUGGGCAGAACGAAACAGACGAAACAAACUGUAAUCUUUGGCCGUGCAAUAAUCUUUAUACGCGAUGCAACUACGCUUGGACAUGCCCAAAUGGUAUCGAUGAGAUCGACUGUAAUCCGCUAUCGAAAUGUUAUCCUGAUGGACAUGAGUGUGUGUCACCCAUAAGUCUUGAAGUUAUUUGUUUGCCAGUUAAUCGUACUGGAAAUGGAGUAGUCGAUUGUCUUGGAUCUACAGAUGAGAGACAACAUUGUCGCGAACAAAAUCCAGAUAAUCCAACUUUACGCUAUCGAUGCUGGAAUUCUACAGAUUGCGUGCCAAGCAACUGUCAUAACUCCAAUCAAUGUCCCGUUGAGCAGAUUCAGUCUUUUUGGAAUCAAUGUCAGCAAGAUCAAAAUAUUGCCCGUGUCAUAUUCAGUUUACUACAUGACAUAAUGCUUGGAAGUGGAUUUCAUUCGAAUAAUAAAUAUUUUAUUUUAGACAACUCCACUCGUUUUACGAUGUACACAUCGGUUACCAAUCAAAUUCAAAUAGAUUUAGCCUCUUCUACUGUAGAUAUCAAUACAAAUCCAUCGAAACGUGAGUUGAUAACAAAAACGAUAAGUUUUAAUCAGGCUUGGCUUUGCAACCGUGGUAUAUUAGUUUUCCUUGGACUGGAUAAACGAGAACAUUGUCUAUGUCCUCCCAGUUACUAUGGGGAUCGGUGUCAAUUUCAGAAUGAACGCAUCAGUCUAACCAUUCAAUUUACGAAGAAAUGUGCUCCCACAUGUGAUGGAAUGUACAGUAUUAUAUUGAAAUUGAUCGAUGAUGAAGAAACAAUUCACUCUUACGAACAGUUUACACAUAUGUCGACAGAAAAAUGUAAUACGAAAUACAAUAUAAACCUGUUGUAUAACACUCGUCCUAAAAAUAUAAUGACAAAUUACAGUAUUCGAAUUGAAGCUUACAAUAAGAUUGAUCUUAGCUUUCACAGUAGUUGGAAACUUCCUGUUCAGUUCUUAUUUAUGCCUGUACAACGCAUUGCAAGUUACAUGAUGAUUCCGGCAGAGUUCACUUCGAUAUCAAAGCGUUGUCAGGUUCAUUGUGGUGAACAUGGACGAUGUGUAACAUAUGUAAAUCGCGACGAGCAUUAUUGUCAUUGUGAUUCAGGUUGGUCAGGUCGAUAUUGUUCUAUUCAUCUCGACAAUUGCUCAUGCUCUGUGGACUCACUCUGCCUUGGCCAAAUUAAGAAUCAAUCAAUAUGUCUAUGUCCCAAAGAUAAAUCUGGCUUACGCUGUCUCAUUCAUUCAAGUUGUCAAAAUAAUUUGUGCCAAAAUGGAGGAAUUUAUGUGCAAGAAGAUGAUCGAAUAUCAAUCAACAAUUUUACAUGCAUCUGUGCUACAGGCUACUCCGGUAGCCAUUGCCAGUUCAAAGACACACAGAUUAUAAUCUCAUUCAAUGGAGUCAGCAUUCCACCAUAUUUAUCAAUAUUUUUUGUUAGUGUUCAGGCGAAAACAAAUCCUCAAUUGACUAUGAUGACCAGCAAGAUUGCUCUCGAUCAAGACACCGUUGGAUUCUAUUUAUCAAUUCCGUUCAAUAUGAUUUUUGUACACACAAAAGAUACAUUCGCUCUCGCUUUUUUGAAUGUGAAUACUUCCAACUCAAUCAAUAUUCGACUUGAGGCAAAAUUCUUUCACCGCUGUUCAUCCGUUCAGAAACUGUUUAAUCAAACAACAAUGAAUUUCCCAUUGCUACGACGAGUCAAGUAUUAUCACAGUCUAUGCAAACAAUACUCUCAACUCAGUUGUUUCCAUGAUACCGAUAGCUUCAUGUGCUUGUGCAAUCAGGACGACUAUGCGAACUGUUUCCCGUUCAAUUUCAAUGAGACUUCCAAAUGUAAUGGUCAGCUGAUCUGUGAAAAUGACGGAGUAUGUUUUCAAGAUCGUGCUACUUGUCCUCGACUGAUAAUGUGCGUCUGUCCGAAAUGCGUCUACGGCGGAAAAUGUCAGUUCACAACUAAAGGCUUUGGUCUUUCACUCGACAUCAUUCUCGGUUAUCAAAUUCGGCCAGACACGACAAUUAUGAACCAACCCAAUACAAUAAAAGUUAGUAUGAUUUUGACAAUAUUCAUUUUUAUGGUGGGCUUGAUCAAUGGCCUAUUAUCCAUUGUGACUUUUCAAUCGAAGACUAUCUCUAAUGCUGGAUGCCAAUUGUAUCUAUUGGCUUUGUCGACCAAUGCUCUUAUUUCUACGAUUGUCUUCACACUUAAGUUUUUGUUACUCAUUUUCUUGCAGACAUCGUUCAUCAAAAGUCGAGCGAUUCUGAUGAUUGAUUGUAUUUUUAUAAACUAUAUACUCAGAUUACUACCAUGCGUCGGUGACUGGCUGAGUGCUUGCAUUGCAAUUGAACGAGCUUUAAUCAUAAUUACAGGUGCUUUAUUUAAUCACAACCAAAGUCGAACGAAAGCUCGAUGGAUCAUAGCCACUAUUGUGUUCCUUGUUCCAUUGAGUGUUUUACACGAGCCCAUUAAUCGCGAACUAAUUUAUGAUACCGUAGAACUGCGAACAUGGUGUGUUGCCCAAUAUUCAUCAACCCUGAAAAUUUUUGAUGGUGUAAUGCAUGUUUUUCAUUUCUCUACGCCCCUCAUAGUUAAUUUAGGUUCAGCCAUUUUGAUAAUCAUACUGAUAGCUCGAAGGCAUCGAGUUGUGCAUCGACAACAUGCUGAUUACAAACAUCUGCGUCAACAACUUUUACAGCACAAACAUCUCAUUCUAAGUCCGAUCAUCUUAGCAUUGGUCAGUGUGCCGCGACUAGUAGGAUCGUUUCUAUCCGGUUGCAUGGAGUCGUUUCGCGAUACAUGGCUAUUUCUGACGGGCUAUUUCAUCUCAAUGACGCCAUGGUUGGUGACGUCAGUAAUUUUUAUUUGGCCUUCUGUUAUGUACAAAAAUGAAUUGCGUCGUAUAUUAAAGCGUUCAAGAACAACCGUAGUUAGAUAUUUCUCCACAAAUACAGUGUAA